GGGUGUAAUAAUUCUCACUAUACAUUCGGACAGCACUGCAGAAUGAUGAACUCACUGCAUAGUCCACUACAGAGUGAGUGACUCCGGACACGGCGCGUGCCAGUCACAGAGGAAGAGCAAGCUCGCCGGACUCUGAUUUACUGCUACGAGUUUUGUCCCUCCCGACAUUCCGUACUGCACCGUACGAACGCUGACGUGGGCUGGUCGCAGUUAGUAUAACUUAGCAUAGCAUAGCUCAGCUGUCAGUUAUGAGCGUAGCUGAGCUGAAUAAUUACAAAUAAAAGAGAAAAACGAAGAAUAUUUUAGUUGUUUUUGUGACUUAAAGUCAAUAAAAUGGCAGACUGGGAGGAAAUCCGGCGGCUCGCGGCAGAUUUUCAGAGAGUUCAGUUCACAGAGUCUGUACAGAGGCUGUCGGAGAGGAAUUGUAUUGAGAUCAUCACUAAGCUGUUGGCGGAGAAGAAGCUGGACGUCGUUCACACACUCGAUGGAAAAGAGUUUAUCACUCCAUCACAGAUCAGCCGAGAGAUUCGAGAUGAACUGUACACACAUGGAGGAAGAAUAAAUGUAGUGGAUCUACAGAAGAUCAUUAAUGUGGAUCUGGUCCAUGUGGAGAGCCAAGCGAAUGAAGUGGCCAAAUCCGAGAGAAGAACUCGGAUCAUUCUGGGACAACUGAUUACUGACCAUUACUUGGAACAGAUGUGUGAGGAUGUGAAUGAUAAGCUGCAGGAGGCUGGACAGGUGAAAAUCGCUGAGCUCAGUAAAACGCACCAGCUACCUGCAGAUUUCCUCACACAGGAGCUCAGUGCGAGGUUAGGCCGGCUGAUUGAUGGUCACAUCGAUCAGUUUACUGGACUGAUCUUCACCCAGAACUUUAUCAACAGACAGAAAGCAAAAAUACGAGGAUUAUUCAGUUCCAUCACCAGGCCGACUCCAGUAAAUAACCUUAUUGGCCAGUAUGGCUUACAGGACAAUCUCUUAUACUCUCUGCUGGAGGAGUUGGUGAACUCAGGCCGUGUCCUUGGGUCAGUAGUUGGAGGUCGUCAGGAUAAAGCUGUGUUUGUUCCUGAUGUCUACUGCAGAGCACAGAACUCCUGGGUCACAUCCUUCCUGACACACAAUGCCUACCUUGAGUUUGAGUCUCUGUCCCGUUUGGGAAUUCCUGAUCCAGUGAGCUACGUUAAGAAGCGGUUUAAGGACAGGAAGUUGCUGUUCCUGCGGUCAGUGUGUGUGGAAGCAGCCAUAUUGGAUCAACUGGAGGCCUCAGUGGAGGAAGCGGUCAACUCUGAAACUUGGAUCGACUUACAGCUGCUGUUGCCAAGCUGCCUCUCACAGGAUGAUUCAGCGACGUUGAUAGGUCAUGUGAUCCACUCGAUGCAUGCUCAGUCCAGUGCUCAGGUUCUUGGCACUGCUGUUGUCAGCGAGAAGUUUAUGAGCAGCUGCCUGGCGCUUUUUGAUGACCUCAUGCAGCAGAAAGCUCAGGCGGAAGUGAAGAGUGAUCCUGUGCUGUUAUUAACAGAGGAUGAUGUGAAACUGGCACCAGUGAUUGCUGAGAGCUCGAGUGCUAAACGAGACAAACGAGACGAGCGCAGGAAGAAAGCAUCAGAGGGCAGUGGCAGUGUACGAGCAGGCGGAGGAGGAAAUGCCAGAGAGAUCCGAACACGAAAAACCAAGAAGAAGAAUAGGAGAGAAGAGGAGAGUGAUGACGAAACUGCAACUGCACAGAGUAAGCCUGCAGAGCCAGUAUUCCUGUCAGUCCAGGAGAUUGUGGAGGUGUUGGAGAAGCACGUGUGUGAUUGUCCUGAGGAAACACUGGAGCUCAUUGCACAUGAGCUUGUCAGGCCGUUAUCAAGGGCAUACAAGGAAGUGGUGCACUCAGUUUUCCUGUCCUCCACUUCCACCUCCCACUCAGCUGGGAAACGCAGACACACGGCCAAGGAGCUACAGGAAGAAAUUAACACUUUGUACACUAAUGUCCGAGCACUAGAGCGAGGAACCAAGCACUUCUCAGAUGACGUUCAACUCCACAUGGCGAAACACAUCCUGAAAUCAGUGUGUUCAGAUCUAACCAAUGCGAUGAUCAACUUCUUGUCAGAUGAUCACAAGACCAUCAUCGACAAUCCCAGCUCCAUCACUGCUGAGGUGAGGAUGAAGAUUCUGGCCAAGUUUCCUGAUGAGAUUAAAGCUCCUCUGAUGAAACUGAACAGCAGCCUGAAUGGAAGAAGCAUUGAGGAAUUCCUCUGCAAUGUGGAAGCUGCUGCUGAGGAGUGUGGCAUCAUGCUUAAGAAAGGAGACAAGAAAAAAGAGAAACAGGUUCUCUCCAUACAUAAACACUCUCUGAUGGAGCAGUUGCAGGCGGCAGUUGACGAGGCACUUGUUCUGCAUCUUGCUGUUUUGCUGCUCUUUCAGCAACACACACACUGCAUGUUGCUUGCUCCGGGACGGUGUGUGUCAAGCAUCAUACAGACGCUGCAGAAUAAACUCCCACAGGAUCAGUAUCAGCUGUUGAUGCAGUAUCAUACUCUGGUGGUGAAGCGGUUGGUGGGGAAGAAAGCUGAACAGGCGGAUGGAGAGGGUGAAGGAUCAGCUGAAGAACUGCAGGAGAUAAAGACUCUCACUAAUGAUGUUAAAGAACUCAUCAUCUCGCCCAGAAAAUCCUCCACCUCAGACCAAUGAAAUGGAAGAAGGGCUGGAGCCAGUGGCUGCACACGUGUGAAAGAGCAAGGUGGAGACUGGGGAUGGACGCAAGGCCAUGACUGAGGGCGUAGACGAGAAAAAUGGACUGAUAUUUUUCUGAAAGAAUGUAACAAACCCUAGAACAGUUGAGACGCUCAGUUAGACCUUGGGUACGUACAUGGCAUUGUUGCUGUACAUUGAUAGUGUUAUUGUCUGGUCUUGAUGAUUGAACAUAAAAAUCUACGUGUUUAUGUAGUUAA
Messenger RNA from Neoarius graeffei (lesser salmon catfish), 2933 nucleotides. It is a transcript of the gene ufl1, whose product is annotated as UFM1-specific ligase 1. The record is from RefSeq and is a predicted model, not a curated record. Gene Ontology annotation, biological process: regulation of proteasomal ubiquitin-dependent protein catabolic process; response to endoplasmic reticulum stress; protein K69-linked ufmylation. Gene Ontology annotation, molecular function: UFM1 ligase activity. Gene Ontology annotation, cellular component: endoplasmic reticulum membrane. Bases 334 to 2673 code for a protein of 779 amino acids. NCBI's taxonomy places the organism in Eukaryota, Metazoa, Chordata, Actinopteri, Siluriformes, Ariidae. The transcript has 19 exons.